GACUGCACCCUCCUUGCCAGCUCAUCAUUCGACGACACCAUCAAACUCUGGGCCUUCGAGUCCCGCCAACUCCUCGCUUCCUUCAACGUCCAUGAUUCCCUUACCAUUGUCCUCUCACCCGACUCGUGCCAGUUUGCUUACACAACAUCCACCUAUGAUGAUAACAAUAUCUACAUUUGCAACACUCCACCCGAAGUCCUUGCUCAGGCCAUGAUCUGCGAAAUACUACCGACACCUGACACACUUGUGGUCCAGAGUUCUCCGCCUACAAUUGAGCCGCGGAAACCCAUUUUCCAUCACCUCCGCAAACUUCUUCCCUUUUCUUCUCGCACGAAUGCAGUGCGCCCUGUUCAACCUCAUAAUCCCCUAGAUACUGCAACUCGGUUUGAUCGUUUCGAAAUAGAUUCUCCGCCUCCCCCCUCGAACGCUCCAGUCUCGCAUUUCCUACUACAGCACCUUGCCUUCCUCACGCCAAGACACAGCCAUGGGCCAUCAGUCGUUGAAGUCGCACCAGGGCGGAAGGUCACUCGACUGCUUGCUGCCAAACUACCAGAAUACAGGAAAGUAAACGACACCCGACAUCCGCCUGGACAGCAGGCUGGGGCGCCGCAGGAUAUCGACUCAUCUGACGUUGAUUCGCUCCCAGACGUGCAUUGGUGCAAGGCGUUCCUGUGCUACUGCUCGUGCUGGUCGCACGGCAGACCGAGGAUGCCUCCUCGAUGGCACUUGCAGC
Messenger RNA from Suillus clintonianus, 733 nucleotides. RefSeq lists its product as uncharacterized. The annotation marks the transcript as partial. The transcript has 6 exons. The record is from RefSeq and is a predicted model, not a curated record. Lineage: Eukaryota; Fungi; Basidiomycota; Agaricomycetes; Boletales; Suillaceae.